AACAAAAAAAACAAAAGAAUUAAAGACACAUUUUUGACAGCGAAAAGUAGACGAAAUUAUACAGAAAGCAUAAAAUAUAAAAAUGUCAUCGACGCCAGCUGAAGAAAUUGAAUUGUUGGAACGGGUGCUCCUGCGUUUGGGUUGCGCAGACAGCGAUGAAAAGUUGGAGGCUAUUGUUGGGCGCUUUCUGACGCCGGUCAUACUGAAGAUCACCUCACCAAACGAUGCAGUACGCACAAAGGUUGUUGAAGUGCUGACGCAUAUUAAAAGACGUGUCACAUCCCGACCGCUGGUGCAAAUACCCGUGGAGGCUUUGCUAGACCAAUAUUCAAAUUCUGGCAAUUCACCAUUUUUGCUCAAUUUUGCUAUAAUCUUUAUUACAAUGGGGUUUCCGCGUUUGAAUAUCGAACAACAAAGCAAGUUGGUGCCCAAGGUGCUUGCUAGCGAGGAGAAACUUGAGAAUUAUCGAGACAAACUGUUCAUGCUUGUACUGCCGAUUUUGGGUGACAUUAAGUUUCCAGACGAUCCAGCGCGUAUAAAUGAGGUUUUAAAAUUAGACGAUAAGCCAGCUAUACGUAAAUGCUUCCUGCAGCUACUACAAGACGUCUUAUUGCUGCCCUAUGGCGUGACACAAGAUCAAGACGUACCGCCCGGCAUGAGUCCGUAUUCAUUUAAACGCGCUGUGACCAGUAAUUGGAAAGCCGAGGAGUUGGAGAAGAUUAAAAAAGGCAUAGUGCGCUUAAUAUGCGGUGGUCUCUUCAAAGACAUUGAAGCCUUUAUUCUAUUGGUCUUGGCAUCAUCUGAUACACGUUUCAGUGUGGCUACACCGGCCAUAGCCGAGUUAAGUAAAGUGUGUACUGCGAUUGAUUUUUCUGAUCCACAAGUGACUGCGCCACUCUAUACACUAUUCUGUGGCAAUAAUAUUCAGGAUGUUGAACGUAAGACCACGCCCUGUUGUGCGCGUGUGCGACAAAAACUACUCCAGUAUUUGAUUAAGUGUCGGGGCAAAGGCAUAAAUACGCCUAAAGGUAUACAGGUGAUAUUCGAAGGUCUAUUUGGCGAGAAUACCAAUCAGAAGUGUAAAGUGUUGGCGCUGCAGUUUGCUGAGAAUCUGAUAAAAGACGGCCCAAUUGUUAUUGUUUCCAAAGUGGCAAAAGUACUACUUACCGGUCUCAUAAAAGUUGGUGGGCGCGAGUCGACCGAACCAUCUGAUGUGCACAAUGCAGCACUCUCGGCAUUGGCACAACUUGCACGUACCUGCCCAGAGGUUGUUAGUCAGGAUUUAAAAGUGGUAUUGACAUACUUCAAUCAUUUGGCUAACUCGCCAGCGGACAUACAAUCAUCCAUACGUGAUGCGUUAGUAGCUAUGGCACCGGCCUUCGCUUGGAAAUCAAAAACUGCAACGGACGACGAAGAUAAUCUGGAAGAGAAUGUACAGUUGAGUGGACAACAACAUUUGCUAUUAGCUAUGCUUUCGGAUAACGUCGAGUCGAAGCAGCAAAUCGUACAAAAUGCUACCAGUGUGUUUCUAACCACUUGCUAUCCUGAAUAUUAUGCACCAGCACGUCUGUUGCUGCUCUUAAUUGCAGGCGAGCGCAAUCACUUGCACGACACUGUCACCACCUAUUUGUAUGGUGUUUCUAAAAAGGAUCAUGUCGACUAUAACUUGAUUUACUCCGUGGAAUAUAUGGAAAAACCGAAAGACAAUUUUAACCAACUUUCAGCUGAACGCCGUCCAAUUGUGUUGCCCAGCUUCAAAUCAAUAAUGCAGAAUGUUAAACAAAUGGCUGACAGACGCUUGUCGAAGAAUUAUGGUUGUGUGACCAUUGGUAAUAUUAAAUUGGCAUUCAGCCUAACUGUCUACGAGGAGAUACUCGACUAUUUGCGUCUUUGUCUGUGGUACUCAGCCGGCGCGCGUUCAGCACCGGGUGAUGAAAAAGCAGCGUCCAAAUUGAAGGCUUAUAUUGCAGAAAAUUAUGAAAAUAGCGAACAAAAUGAAUUGCAUCAAUAUGUGCAGUUUGUAAAGCGUUCUGUCGAGGCGAAACGAAGCGAGGUGAAUUUGCUCUGUCUUUAUGAUUUAUUAAAUGUUGCACCCGAACUGCUUACCGAAUCGCAUAUGCAUCUACUCAUGCCUUUGGCUAAUUCCUUGAAAGAUGUCUCAGAAACAAUGCGUACCCAUGUGGCGCAGGUCUAUGGUAUUCUCUUGGCUUAUGGCUGCAAGGAUGAUGAAUUCGAUAUUCAGGUCAAUGAAUGCCUCAGAGAGCUGCCGCAAAAGUCAUUGGAGAAUAAACAUGGUUGGAUGCUGGUUUUAGGUCACGCCUUCUGUCGCAAACUUGCGCUCAAAUAUAAGUCUGCAGCAGCUAAGCAACUGAACGAAUGGGAUGUUUUCGUAAAUACUGUGAAAAUGAUAGUUAAAAUGAUGCACGAAUCACAAUGGUUACUUGUAGCCGCUGCCGUCAAGUGCAUAUCGAUGAUUGGCAAAAUGGCCAUAAUACCAAAUGUUGAAGUGGAGAUUCUUGUGCCAGUGGCCAGUGAUAAAAACAACGAUGACGAUGAUAUUGAAUUUGAGACUGCUACAGCCUCCACGAAGCUCUUGAUUUAUCACGACAUUUAUACUCUACUGCGUAACGUUUCUGUGCGCGCACGAGUACGUGAGGAUGCAGCGCGUUGCUUGGGCUACUUGGCCAUUGGUGAUGGCGAAUUCUUCACUCAACGUAAUUUGGAUAAAUUUUUAUCCAUUGUUAAGACGCAAAAGGACGUUGCUCUGAAUAUUGCCAUCUCGGAGGCUUUGGUCGCCACAUUGAAUGGUUAUGAUGUAAAUACCAGUGAUGAUUUCGCCACCAAACAUACAAAUAAUCCAUAUUGUAAUGAUGAAAUGUUCGAGAAGUUUAUGAUGUCUUUGGUGCGUUUGGUGCCAGAGCCAAAUGUGCACUCUAGACAGGCCACUUCAGUUUGGUUGCUAGCUUUGAUCAAGAACUGCAGUCAUCGCCAAGCUGUGCUCAAAAACAAAGAAUUACUUCAAUUUGCAUUCACUGAACUGCUCUCGGAUGAUAGCGAAUUUGUACAAGAUGUUGCUUCACGUGGCUUGGGACUGGUCUAUUCGUUAUCUGACGCCAACAGCCAAAACGAUUUAGCCAAUUCGCUUUUAGAUCAGCUGAUUGGUGGCAAGAGGCAAGUAAAUAAAGUCAGCGCAGAUACUGAGCUUUUCGCCGAAGGCAUGCUGGGCAAAACGCCUACUGGCGGCAACAUAACCACUUACAAAGAGCUUUGCUCACUCGCUUCCGAUCUCAAUCAACCCGAGAUGGUCUAUCAAUUCAUGCAGUUGGCCAAUCAUAAUGCCGCCUGGACAAGUAAAUUGGGUGCCGCGUUCGGUUUGAAAUCGAUUGGCGCCGACUCUAAAUCUAAAAUGCAACCAUACUUGGGCAAGAUUAUACCGCGUCUGUAUCGCUAUAAAUAUGAUCCGACGCCGAAAAUACAAAAUUCGAUGAUUUCCAUUUGGGAUUCGGUGGUCAGCGAUUCAAAAGAGGCAGUCGAAAAAUAUUAUUGGGAAAUUUUAAGAGAAAUUUUGACCAAUUUAACUUUCACCGAGUGGCGUGUGCGCAUUGCUUGCUGCUUGGCAGUGCGAGAUUUGCUCAAGCGUCCGAAUGGUUUACGUCUACGCAGCGACGAAAAGAAACUGGAUGCCAUAAGACAGAAUAAGAAUGCGAAUGAAGCAAGUAAGAGUGGCGUUAGCGCUAUGGAUGUGGAUGUGGAUGAAAUACCCGAGCCCGAGUUGCGUGAGCUUUGGGCGCAACUAUUUCGUGUCAUGGAUGAUAUACACGAGGGCACACGUUUGGCUGCACAAGGAUCCGUUAUGUUUUUGAGCAAACUUUGUGUUUCGGCGGCUUCCUCGGAUCACGGCAAAUCCGGACUGGCAGUAGCAUCUUCUAUUUUACCGCUAUUACUACAAACCGGUGUCACACACACUGUUGCUGAAAUACGUAAAGUGAGCAUUCGUACAAUUUCCGAAAUGAUUGACUCAUCGGGCUCUUUAAUUGCGCCGCAUCUGCCCAUGCUGAUACCAUGCCUGUUGAAAGCAACUGGCGAAGUGGAGAACUCUAAGCUGUCAUAUUUGGCAACUCGCCUGAGCGCCGACAAUGAAGCGCAAGAAGCUGUGGAUACAGUGCGCGCUGAGGCAGCCAAAUCACAUCAUACAGUGGAAUCGAUUUCUAAGUGCAUGCGCUACAUAGACUACAAAGUGCUCGAAGAGAUGACCCCGAGUGUCUUGGAGUUGAUCAAAACGAAUAUUAUAUUGGGCACUAAGAUAGCAUGCGCUCAUUUCGUCUGCUUGAUAAGCAUUCGGGUGGGCAAGGACAUGUCACCGCUUGUGGGGAAAUACCUUGCUGCUUGUUUUGUGGGCUUAAAAGACCACAAUGCCACUGUGCGCAAAUACUAUGCAAAUGCAGUGGGUCAUUUGGUGGGCAUAGCCAAGGAGAAGUCAAUUAAAAACUUAUUCGUUAAACUCGAUGAACUUUACAUGGAAAAUCCUUCAAAUCGCUCUGUUCCACUCACAAUUCAAGCGAUUAAUAAGCGCCACAAUGAGUUGUUAAAAGACUACCUGGACGAUGUUUUGCCACUUGUAUUCUUCGCCAAACACGAGGAGCCCGACGAUGAGAACAAAUCCAACAUUGAGUUGUGGAAAGAGAUGUGGAACGAAAUUAGCCCCGGCGAUGCCGGCAUACGUAUGAAUUUGCAUGUGAUAAUACCCAAAUUGGAGAAGUCGCUGGAAGAGGCUAGCUGGCUGCGUAAGGCACAAGCCGGCAAUGCCAUGCACACGAUUGCCAUGCGCCUGAGUGGCACAAUCGAUGAGGCUGAUCGUUUGCGUUUAAUCAAUUUGUUGCUCAGCGAAUUGCAGGGACGCACUUUCAAGGGCAAGGAGCGUCUGCUGCAGGCUUUGGCAGCGCUGUGCAAGGGACUCGAUCGCCGUCAUGAGAUUACUGCGCGCAUAGUGGAUGCGGCGAUGCGCGAGUGUCGCAAGGAAGAACCGCAAUAUCGCACUUUGGCGUUGCACGCUUUGGGUGAUAUAUUGGAGGAGUUGGAAGUGGACCGCUUUGAAGAGGUAUACAAUAUGAUUUGGUAUUUGCUCGAGGAGAAAGAAUUACGCAAAGAUGAAAACGAGGCGAUUGGUGAGAAGAGCUUAACCGCCGACGAACGCAACAAGCGCGCGACCAUUUUCAACAAAUUGAAGGAGACCGUAUGCGAAACGCUGGGCAAGUCGUGGCCCAAAAAUGGCGUUGAAACGCAAUACAAGUAUCAGCUGCAAUUUGUUGAGCGCUGCUUGUUAUGCUUGCGCAGCAGUACGCGUCCCGUGCAGGUCAGCCUGUUAGGUGCACUCUGUAAGUUCGUUGAGCGCUUAUGCGUUUUCGCAAGCGACAGCGUGCCGCCCACGCUGGAAGGCAACAAGGAGAAGAAGGUUAAAAUGGACAAUUGCGAGACCCGUGACACGAUUGUUGUGAAAAUCUGCAAUCAAGUGUUAUCAGCGGUGAUUUAUGCGUCAGCGCUACCUCAUACUGGGCUCAAAAAGGAAUCUCUCAACAUUGUAUUAGUGCUCAUUAAACGCUUAACCGAUGCCAAAGAUAUGAAAAAUCUAACGUUGGUGAAAACUGUAUUUGAAGAAAAUUUAGUAAAUUUCCAAAAGGACCCGACACCGGAGGUGCGCUGUCGUGUCAACGACAUCGAGGAGAAAUUUAGCAAAUUUUCUUUCAAGGACGACUGAAACUACAGGCGGACAUAAGAGGGCGCAUUUUAUUUUAAAGCUAUGUGGCGCUGCUAAAUAUGGCGUUGGCCGCUAAAAACACUUCUAUAAAUAUAUACAGAAAUGUAAUAACAAACAAUUAAAUCGAAUUGAAAAUGUUUUUUUCAUUAAUAAAAUGUUUCAAUCA
Molecule: messenger RNA, 5921 nt
Organism: Anastrepha ludens (Mexican fruit fly)
Lineage: Eukaryota; Metazoa; Arthropoda; Insecta; Diptera; Tephritidae
Product: proteasome-associated protein ECM29 homolog
Exons: 22
Coding region: 83-5755 (1890 amino acids)
Biological process (GO): proteasome assembly
Cellular component (GO): nucleus; cytoplasm
Molecular function (GO): molecular adaptor activity
Source: RefSeq, a predicted model, not a curated record